Molecule: messenger RNA, 3436 nt
Organism: Acipenser ruthenus (sterlet)
Lineage: Eukaryota; Metazoa; Chordata; Actinopteri; Acipenseriformes; Acipenseridae
Product: glucose-fructose oxidoreductase domain-containing protein 2-like
Exons: 3
Coding region: 649-1797 (382 amino acids)
Molecular function (GO): nucleotide binding
Source: RefSeq, a predicted model, not a curated record
AUUGGAUUAAUAAUUAUUCAAGUCCUGUUUGUGUCUCAUACUUUGAAUGAAUAGCUUUAUUGCACAGUGUACAUCGUUCACUUUCUCCCAGCGCUCUCGUCCCUCGGGUGCUGUGACCACAAUUCUGGGGGUUAAAACGCAAUUGACCCAAACAACAAACAUAACAUACAAUUUCUUAAAAAUAAUUACAUUUCAUGUGUCAGUGUAUUUGUUGUUUGAAUUUUCAAACACUUUGGAUGAUUGCACCACCAGUGUGACUUCAUCUAGAUAACCAGCCAACAUAUCUAUUAGUAUUGAUUGAUUGAUUGAUUGAUUGAUUGAUUUUUGAAUCUGGUGCAUUAUUUUUUGUGUCCAGUAGGCUUAACAUUUUAUUGUGGUCUUCAUUACCAUGGCAGUUGCUUAGGUAACUAUCUGCUUCCGUCUUUGACUAUGCUGUUAGUCACCCAAUCACCCCACCUUGAGAGCCUGGAACUCAACAAGUAUCAUCAUGUGAAUCUGCAUUCAUACCUUUCUCUUCUGUGCUUCCACAGUGCAGGAGGAUAUUCUGGGUCCUCUUCUAGACAGGGACAGAAGGAGCUGUAAGGAUGCUCUGAAGAGCAGUGUGCUGGAACCCGGCUCCUGUGACAGCGAGGGAGGGCAGCGGUGGCGAUGUUGCCCGGAGUGGGCGUGUUCGGGACAGGCAGCACGGCCCGGGUCCUGGUGCCCCUGCUGCGGGCCGAGGGCUUCUCGGUGGAGGCGGUGUGGGGUCGCACGGAGGAGGAGGCCAGGCAGCUGGCGGAGGAGCUUGGUAUCUCCUUCUACACCAGCCGGACGGACGAUGUGCUGCUGCACCAGGACGUGGAGCUGGUCUGCAUCAACAUCCCACCCUCCCUCACCAGGCAGAUCGCUGUCAAAGCUCUGGGGAUCGGUAAGAAUGUGAUCUGCGAGAAGGCAGCUACGUCAGUCGACGCCUUUAAGAUGGUGACGGCCGCCCGCUACUACCCCAAGCUGAUGAGCCUGAUGGGAAACGUGCUGCGAUUCCUGCCUGCCUUCGUGCGCAUGAAGCAGCUGAUUGACGAGGGCUACGUGGGGGAGGUGAUGGUCUGCGAUGUGCGGGUGUACUGGGGCAGCCUGCUGAGCAACACCUACAACUGGAUCUGCGAUGAGCUGAUGGGCGGGGGGGGCCUGCACACCAUGGGCAGCUACAUCGUGGACCUGCUGAGCCACCUGACCGGGCAGCGGGCCCAGAAGGUCCACGGCCUCUUGAAGACCUUUGUGAAGCAGAACGGGGCCAUCAGUGGGAUCCGCCACGUCACCAGCGACGACUUCUGCUUCUUUCAGAUGCUGAUGAGCGGUGGGGUCUGCAGCACUGUCACCUUGAACUUCAACAUGCCCGGCGCGUUCGUGCACGAGGUCAUGGUGGUGGGGUCGGCCGGCAGGCUGGUGGCUCGGGGCACGGACUUGUACGGCCAGAAGAACACCUCCUUCCAGGAGGAGCUGCUUCUGGCCGAUACCUCGCGCCUCGGCACGGCUGUGGAGAAAGGGCUCAGGGAGGUCCCCUUGCCCUACCUGAAGGGCAUGGUGUGCAUGGUGCAGGCUCUCAGGCAGUCCUUCGAGGAGCAGGAGGACAGGAGGACCUGGGAACACAAGCCGGUCUCCAUGGCAGCGUCCUUCGAGGACGGCCUCUACAUGCAGAGCGUGGUGGACGCCAUCAAGCAGUCCAGCAGGUCUGGAGAGUGGGAGGUGGUGGAGAUCAUGACAGAGGAGCCCGACGCCAACCAGAAUCUGUGCGAGGCCCUUCAGAGGAACAACCUAUAGGAUCUGCAGCUCCCAUGUGCAAGUAGACCCUGUGCUAGAACAGCUGUUGAACCAUGAAAAGCUCUCAAUGUUUGCAAUCUUUGGAGAUUUUUGUAUGUAAUUUGACUAGUUUCACUAUCUCGAGUCACCAGCUAAAUUCACCUCAGUUUGAGGGGUGCGACAGGGACACUGCAAUUCAGUCUUUUGCACGUUUGCAUCCCCAGGCACCAACUCAAGGCCUCUCUCAAGAGUCUCAAUUCACCUAAAUAAUCCGUUCAUGGUUUGGGUGUUCUCAGGUCAGCAAGACUAUACACAGCCUUUAAAAGGUUAAUAAUGGCACAUUAUCUAGGUCAUAUAAUGCUGUUCUACUUCAUGAAUUUGAGUUGAUAUGUUUUUUUCCCAUAUAUCGGUUUGUUUUCAAAUCUAAAUGAAAGCUCUGUUAGCCUGAAUAAUCUGUGCAGUCCAGCACGGUAUGUUUACUUUACAAACAUGUAUCGCCUUGGCCUUUUUGGUGUUCAGGUCACUUGUGUCAAGCAGCUAAUAUGCACCCAAGCUUGUGUUUUUGCAGGUUUUGGAUGUUGCACUGAUGGCCUCCUACCUAUUGUUUUAUUUGUAUUUCUGUAGAAUGACCUUUUUCAUGCUUUACAUGGGCAUUUUAAAUUGAAAUCUACUGGCUACAGUGGAGAUAAUUAGGACUCAUAUGGCCUUUUAAAGUCUUAUACCAAUUAAAUGAGCGAAGGCUUCUUUGGGCUAUUGUGGGGAUAAUCAUGUAUAAAACUGAGCACGAGCAAGACUGCACUUUAGCUGUGAUACUGAUGGUAAAUAAUUAAAAAUAAAACAAACAGCAACAAACAAAUGAGUUGCGUGAAGGCAUGUUCCUCUUACAGGUAGCCUGCCCUUCAUUUAAUCAGUGCUGUGGUGUAAUGGUGCAUGAAGGACCUCAUUUACAACCUGAACGGGCAGGUACUGGAAGUGAAGAGGCAGCUCCCAGUCUAUUGCCUGCCCCUAGUCAAGACUGCAGGACCUGGCACUGCAUGCUUCAUUAACGGAGUGUUCAAGCCUGCUUCAUUAACAGUGUUCAAGAUUGCUUUCCCUAGUGGAAUGUACCAUGUAACAUGGUUUCAGCUCAUUCUUGUUUGCUCUUAGUUUUACAAUGGUAACAAUGAGCUGACACGGAACCCCUCUCCCUCCAAAUAUUUUGCUCUGUUCUGGGAUCAGAAUCCCACACGGCUGAGUCGUGUGCUAUGACCAGGCAGCUCACUGCCUCUUCUGCUGCCUCUUGUGCUUUUUUGACUUUCAAAGCUGUUCAUUUGUGUACUGUAUAUUGUGGUAGUGCGGAACACUGUAUUUAUGUCCUUAUUUUAGUUUUUUUGGUAAAAUAUUCUCUCAACUGCAUAUUUUUUAAAGCGUGAUUUCACUGUAGAGGCACAGACCAGUCUCUUAAAAGCUGUAUAUAGUUUGUAGAUGGAUAUUUAUUCAUUUGGUUUUUGUUAUUGAUUCAUGGGGAGUUUAUAUAUAUAUAUAAUGUGUGUGUGUGUUACACUGUAUGACAGGUGUCAGACUCUCUCAUGUUUUUAAAGCCUUAUUUUAAAAACAAUUCUAUGUAUUUUAAUGUCAAAUUGAGAGUAACCGUUAAAGGAAAUUAAACAUGUUGUAGCCA